Opisthorchis viverrini is the source of this 1233-nucleotide messenger RNA. RefSeq lists its product as hypothetical. Gene Ontology annotation, biological process: tetrahydrofolate biosynthetic process; tetrahydrobiopterin biosynthetic process. Lineage: Eukaryota; Metazoa; Platyhelminthes; Trematoda; Opisthorchiida; Opisthorchiidae. Gene Ontology annotation, cellular component: cytoplasm. The transcript has a single exon. Gene Ontology annotation, molecular function: zinc ion binding; GTP binding; GTP cyclohydrolase I activity. The coding region runs from base 1 to 1233 and encodes 410 amino acids. The record is from RefSeq and is a predicted model, not a curated record.
AUGUCCAAGCAAUACGAACAGUUCCAUCCGAAUGCUCACCGUGACAUGUCCGAUGAUGUGGAUAACCUAUUCCCCCAAACAGACUCAGAUUCGUACACAAAUCAACAGAUACCGCAAAGCAACGGGGCCCCUACAUCGAAGUCGAGUCAACCUCCAAGCCUAAUAAACGAAUCACCUAAACGGUCCAAAAAAGGGUAUCAGUCUUUGAAACAAAGAUUACACAAUGCACACUUCUUCAUUGGGAAUCGCUUUAAAAAGACAAGUGAAAAACCAUCAAAAAUGGAUCAGCAGUCUAGCUCCAAGUGCGAAAAGGUACCUGAAAAUUUGAUGGAUACUGCUCAGUUAUGCGAUAACUUUCAGAAAUUAAGUACAAGACAACGUUGUGCAAGCUUAGAAAAACUGACUGUACCACAUGAGAGACCCAAUCUACCUCAGAUUAUGAGAACACGGGAUGAUAAUUCCUCUGAUCAAAUGCCUGACUACCCUCUUAACGGUCCCUCAUAUACCGCUGAUGAAAUUCUAUCACACGCGUUCCCAAGGACAUUACUUCAGGAGCCACACUGGAAUCGCAGGCCUAGUCAAAUUUCGCUAUGGGAUACACAGCGUGACGCGUUACCGGGAUCGGUGCGGAACAGCACGACUGGUUUGUCCUGUACACAAUCACAAAUGGGUGAAUGCUUCUCAGAGUUGACGGCGGCGUAUCAUCUCAUUUUAAUUGGUCUCGGAGAAGACCCACAAAGACAAGGUCUAAUCAAGACACCAGAACGUGCUGCCAGGGCAAUGCUCUACUUUACCAAAGGCUACGAGGAGCGUGUAAGCGACUUGCUGAAUGGAGCCAUUUUUGAUGAAGAUCAUAACGAGAUAGUGGUGGUGAAGGAUAUUGAAAUGUUUUCAAUGUGCGAACAUCACCUAAUCCCGUUUAUUGGGAAAGUUUCCAUCGGGUACCUACCUAACAGGAAAGUCAUUGGACUUAGCAAACUUGCUCGGAUUGUGGAAGUAUAUUCGAGGCGAUUGCAGGUGCAAGAACGCCUGACCAGGCAGAUUGCUGUUGCCCUGACCGAAGCAGUAAAGCCAGUCGGUGUUGGUGUGAUAAUUGAGGCAACCCAUAUGUGUAUGGUGAUGCGUGGAGUCCAGAAGGUCAAUGCGACUACCGUUACUAGUACUCUGUUGGGUGCGUUCAAGGAGGACACAAAAAUACGCGAUGAAUUUCUCGGACUUUUGGGGAAGAAGUAG